Messenger RNA from Conger conger (European conger), 6179 nucleotides. Its product is annotated as GDNF family receptor alpha-2-like. Gene Ontology annotation, biological process: nervous system development. The coding region runs from base 65 to 1480 and encodes 471 amino acids. The record is from RefSeq and is a predicted model, not a curated record. Gene Ontology annotation, molecular function: signaling receptor activity. The transcript is spliced from 9 exons. Lineage: Eukaryota; Metazoa; Chordata; Actinopteri; Anguilliformes; Congridae. Gene Ontology annotation, cellular component: external side of plasma membrane; signaling receptor complex.
AGAAAAUUGGAUAGGGGCUUCGCUGUUUCCAGCUCCCUGAGUCGGAGUUCCCAUUGGAUUUAUCAUGAUGUUCAUGCAUAUUUUCAGCGUUCUGUUUUUCUUAGAUGAAGUGGUUUGCUCCGUGGCCAGCGUCUCUGCCAUAUCCGGGGCGGGGACCCACGGCUGGAGGACCCCGGUGGACUGCGUGAGGGCCAGCGACAUGUGCAACCAGAACUCUCAGUGCAGCUCCCGCUUCCGUAUCAUGCGGCAGUGCCUGGCGGGAAAGGACAGCAACACCAUGCUGGCCAACAAGGAGUGCCAGGCGGCACUGGAGGUGCUGCAGGAGAGCCCCCUGUACGACUGCCGCUGUAAGAGGGGCAUGAAGAAGGAGCUACAAUGCCUGCAGAACUACUGGAGCAUUCACAUGGGCCUGACUGAAGGUGUGGAAUUCUAUGAAACAUCCCCGUAUGAACCUGUGACAGUUCGCCCGUCUGAUGUUGUUCGUCUGGCUUCAAUUAUCUCAGGAAUGGACUCUGCCACCGUGAGGGCGAACCACUGCUCGGACUCGGGAAAACUCUGCAACCCCUGCUUGGACGCAGCCAAGGCCUGCAACCUGAACGACACCUGCAAGAAGCUGCGGUCCACCUACAUCGCCACGUGCAACCGGGGGUCCAACCUGCAGAUGCCCACCGAGCCCUGCAACCGCAAACGCUGCCACAAGGCCCUGCGGCAGUUCUUCGACCGCGUUCAGACCGAAUACAGCUACCGGCUGCUGUUCUGCUCCUGCCGGGACAAGGCCUGCGCAGAGAGGAGGAGGCAGACCAUCGUCCCCCAGUGCGCAUAUGAGGAGAAGGUCAAGCCCAACUGCCUGGAGCUGAGGAGCACCUGCCGCUUAGACCCCUUCUGCAGGUCGAGACUGGCCGAUUUUCACAUGAAUUGCCAGAUGACUACACACUCGAUCACCAGCUGCCCCAAUGACAACUACCAAGCCUGUUUGACAUCUUAUGCUGGGCUCAUUGGAUCGGACAUAACCCCAAACUAUGUGGAUUCAAGCUACACAAAUUUCACCAUCUCUCCGUGGUGCACCUGUAGGGGCAGUGGAAACUCUGAAGAGGACUGUGAAAAGUUCUUGAGAGACUUCAGAGAAAACACCUGCCUGAGGAAUGCCAUUCAAGCCUUUGGAUAUGGAACAGACACCAGUCUGGUUCCCAAAACAGCGACCGUCCCGCCUACCCCUUCAGUAAGGCCUGAUCUGGAGACGGAGAGCUUACCCAAGCCUUCGGUGAACCCCAACAUUAAGCCUGGAGAUGACGCCUGUGUCUUUGCCACUUGCGCCAGCCUGAAGGAAAAUGGACCAAAGUGUAAUCUCUCCAAAAACGACUUCUGUGAGCCGGAUUCCAACACAGAGACCUCCAUCGCCACAUGGGGAUCUUGUUCCUGCAUCAGUGGGAGCGCAGCGAUCGUCUGUCUGUCCUACAUGCUGCUCAAGCUAGCUCUAUAAACACCUACCACUAUCCGCUCAUUAACCAACAACCUGAAGAAAACAAGCAUAAACAAGCCCCGGAUCAAGGACCUUGAGAAACCACACGCUCUCUCUCUCUCUGCAGUUCUCUCUUCUCUGGUGACAAUGACGGCGGAAGUGAUUCCUGAGGAACAUACCAAGGGCUGCUGCACAGCAAGCUUUUACGUGGCAGAGAGAGAACGAUGGUUAUAGAUGACGCCGACUCUAGAUUCCAAAGUCGAGACCUAACUGAAUAACUCUGAAAACUGCUCUCCACUAGGCCUCUUGGUAGACCCGUUAAUACUCAGACGGAGGAGCGCUAAGCCAUGUCUCCUCGCGUGCCACGCUUCUGAGCCACUGGCAGAGGCUGCUCUGGUGAUGGUGGCUCGUCGUCCUUCCCUUCUUCUCCCAGGCCCAUGGCGGCAGAAGUUCAUCUCUCUCUCCGCCUUCCUUCUCUCACAUCCAAAUGGUCUGCUGUCCUUCAGCAAAUACACCCCUGCUUUUCUGUCUGUUGUGUGCAAUUUUUUUUUUUUCAACCAUAACGGAAAACGGCUCUCAUUACCUAUCACUCAAAAAGGAUUUUAGGGAUGAACUUUUAUUCAGUUGACAUAAUGUAUACAUUUGUGUGGGUACUGUAAAUGUCCUACAAGCUCUUUUAUUCUGGUACUUUUUUUUGUUGACAGAUUCUAAGAAAAAAAGAAAAAGAAAAAAAAGAAAAAUUGAUUUUAAAAAAAGAUAGUUUUGAAGUGUGACAAAGUUCUCACUGGAAAUAUGUUAUUGUUGGAAGUUGGCAGGAGUUGGCCAUUGUGUAUAAUUUUGUCUGUGAGUAUAGAUACAAAUUGUUUCCCUUCAAAUGUACAGAUGUAAUUUCUUAUGUACUAAAAAUGUUUGAGAGACAGGGCAGCGAUGUGCAAGCUCAAAGGGAGCUCAGAGAGAACAAAGGAGCCGAACAGCAGUGGUGAUUGCACUGGGCUGACAGUGCCAAUAAUGCUAGGUGUAGGCUGUCAUUAUGUGUAAUAGUUUUUUUUUUUUUUUUUUUUUGCCUAUACAAACUGAACAUAUUCAAGGAAACAAAGCUCCAGGGACAAUGAAACAAAGCAUCAUUUGCUUCAAAAGUAAAUUGUUGUUGUAUAAUAUAGUGUGCAAUCUAUCGCGUGGCCUUACUCUCUUUUAGAUUUUUUUCUUCCUCCAAUUCAGUGGUGCCACACAAUACUGUUUCAGAAAAGCCAGGCGCUGGCAAGGCUGAUAGACAAAACAAACAACAAAAAAAGGUCAGGCUAUUUCAAAACCCAGUACUGGUUCACAAUAUAUCAUUGGACUUAACUCUUAAAUAGAAAUUCCAGCACUGAAAAAAGGAAAAAAAACACAGCUGCUUUGGAAAGAUAAUAUUUUUAGAUUGAAUAUGAUGGACUAGCUUGCCUGCAUUGUUAUCCUUUAAAGCCAUGAUAUAAAGCCAAAUGUAAUGUCGAGUCAAUAACACUAACUUAGCUGAUUACUUAACAUUUUGCAGGACAUGAAAUCUUAGUACUCUCAUGUGUUCUGCCAGCCAAAAAAGAAAUGGGUUGAUUGUACAGUAGGUUGUAAUUGAGGCAUCUGUGCAUUAAAUGUGCAUGUUUUCAGUUCCAUCACAUACAUCUGUAUGUGUAUAAACAUUUCAAUACUGAAACUAAUCUACUAAAAAUUCCAUCAUAAAUUCAAUAAUGCUUACAUGUACAGUACUUAUUGAAUGAACUGCACCCUGUAAUAUUCUUACUAACUGGCUAUCUAUUUAGCAACAGACUAGAUCUUAAAGAACUUGCUUCUAACCAUUUUGAUCAUCUGCAGAUAAAUUCAAGUGUCUAUUAGAUAAUCACUUACAGAUGUUGCUCAUUAGGUAUGGGAAUCAGGCAGGUUGUCACAGAUGCAGAAAAUUUGCCAUGAGGCAGGACUGAGGGGGUCCACACAAGCCCACACAAUGUAUCGAUAAAAAGAACAAUUAAGUAAAUCAACACAUUUUCAAUGAUAUAACUGUUUUUCGUGGUAUGUUUUCAUCUUCAUUUAUGCACUUAGCUAAUGCAGGCUAUGCUGUAUAUUGUUUUCGUAGCAUAUUAUUCAGGAAACGAACAUUGAGAAUUGGAAUUAAGUAUGGAUUUAAUUUUAAAAUCUAAUUUGAUGUCUAAGACAAAAUCAAAACACCAUAUUGGCAAAUUGGCCAAAAAUAAAAAUAGCUAGUCAGCAUAACGCUAGCUAUGAAGAAGUGAGUUUGAUAUUGGUAACCUGCCUUUGCUGUCAAGAACUGUGACUGACAGUUUGCACAACGGGCAAAAGAAAUGAACUUAGAAUAGCCCUAAAAUGAGAACUACCCUGUCUUAGCAGGCAAAUGGGUCCUUUGUCUGAUUUCCUGUUUGUCAGAAGGCCCUUGUUAUGGAAGAAUGCAUCAUUUUGUCAUACAGUAUUCAUUUCAUUUGCUAUACACUAUAUUUUCAGAAUGUAACAGAAGCCCCAAAAUGCUUAUUUGCAUAGGGAAUGUAGAAUUAUCAGUUGUGACCCUGGCACAGUGAGUUGAUUUUCUUAAUUGUUAGAUUUGUUGUGAAAAAUGUUGUGCUGUGCAUUUAAAACCACAAAAAUGUUGAUUAGGUAGAAAUAAAACAGGGCAUUGUCUUAUGUUCGGUGAAGGCCAAAUAGAAAUGAUCAGGAUGAAAUAUAAACAAAUAUUCAAAAAACUAUUUAAAUGCAAAUGUGAUAUAUUUUUAUAGGUAUGCAAGAUUGUAGCUGAAUUAUACCGAUGGAACUGGGAAUCAAAUUUUAUCAACAAAUAUGAAAUGUAUCUGGCCAACACUUAUUUAUUAAUUAAGCCCCCAACUAGAUGUAAUUAUGUAAUAUGACUGAACUACUAUCAUUACGGUAAAAGCAGCUGCUUGUAGAGAAGAGUUCUUUUCGAGACUGGUUUCCUGUGUUGUCAUGGUUGCAGACAUUUCUGCUCUCUGUGCAUUAGAGACAGUAAUAAAUAAAUGAAACCAUUGGUCUCCAACCCUGACCACGGUAGGUUCAUUUUCUGUUGUAGUUUCAAUUGCCUAUAUCGUUCAUUAAUUUUUGCUAUCAUUUUCACCUUUUUCCGGCAAUUUUCAUAUUUUACCAAAUUGUAUAUGUAUACAGUCAUAUUACCAGUACACUAAGACAUACAUUCAGUGCUAUCUGUCUUUUAGCAGCUGAGGAUAUACAGAUGAAACUUCACAUCGGUUGAAUUUACCUGCAUUAAAAGUUAUGCAGUAUUAUAGUACCCUGGGGGAUCAGGGAUCAGGGAUCAUCCAAUUUCACCCUCAAAUCCAAGCCAAUUAACUGAACAAUUAGUGCUACUAAUCAGCCAGACUGUCUUCAAACCUGACUCCCAGGUAAAGGGAGGGUGGAAAACCAGCAGUUCUUAGCCCUGGAGGACCGUGAUUUGAUGAUCCCUGCCCUAGAUCCUCUUGAAUAAUGAAUGGCCAGCAAUUUGUAGAGUUGUGUUAAACUGAUGGAUAUUAGUCUGAAUGAAGACGGCUCUGGCACACUGAAGUGUCUUUAUGAACUAUUUAAAAUGAUCUCUAAUUGCAUUGCAACGCUCCUGCUGUGCAAUCUACACUGCCCAAAAGUGUGUGCCUCGACCGUAACCACACACAGUAUAAACGCCACAUGUGGGAGGGAAGAUCAAGCUGCCAAGAUUUGUUCCUAAAACUCUUACGCCAUACAAUACACACAUCCAAAACUCUCCAGCAAGUGACAGGGAGUGAUGACAGCUGCCUUAUCUGACUACACAACAAAAAAGUGAAGUUGGAUGUCAAGGAUUCUUUCUGUAAAAUGUGCCUACUUCUAACUUUUCUUUUAAAAUUGAGACCAUUCAUGCAAAAAAAGGUUUUUUGUCCCAUCAUGCAUUAGCGUGAUGCCUAAGACGCAUACAGGGCAAAGGUGCUGGAGUUGACUACUGUCUGCUUUAGCAUAGCUGCCAGGGUAGUCAGGCAUGAACUUAAUUCCCACUGAUAUGGGGGAGGGGGAAUUCUUGCAUGAGACUGAAGGAAGUAUGUAUUAAAAGACUGAAGAUGUGCUUUGAAAAUUCAGAGCUGUCAGAUUCUAUUUGGUAUUAUGGCCUCACAUCAAAAAGACAAUAAAGUCUUUAUCGUAGAAAAUAAAGUGUAACAUGAAAGUCUUUGCUGUUCUGCUAAAAUAUUAUCUGUGUGUUGCCUCCACUGGGUAUAUUGGCCACAGUCUUAUUUUCAUGGAAUUGUGCGUGUGCGUUGAUUGUCUUUAACCAAACUGAGUGUGCGUAAACAGUGUGGUUUGUCUCUGUGAUAAAUGGAGGCUUCUGGCAUACACAAAGACAAUCAUGUACAAUCUGUGCUGCAGAGGAGAGAGAAAAAACAAGGAAGGAGAAAAGGAGUUAAAGGCUUUUGACACCGAGUGGCAUCAGGAUUGUGGCAGGACACCACAGGAGGACGUACAGAAGUUAUAUAUUAUAGAUAAACCUUACAGUUUGUGUUGUGGCAUAAGUAUUGGCACCGACUCUACCCCUUUGGGGCAUUGGGUCACACAUCGAUUUAACAUGCGUUCAAACUAUGCUAUGUGGACAAAAAAAAAUAUCCCAGCACUGUAACAAUGUUAACGUCACCUACCUUUGUAGAUUGCAGUAAGAUCAAGAUAUGCUAAUGUUGUGCUUGUUUCUUUAUCAAUAAAACUGCUUUUAUUUGUA